UUAUACAUAGUUGUUCAGGUAUUGGCUUUAGGAUCAGCCACGGGCGGCCCUUGCAUCCGUUUCUCCAUACAAUAGAUUUCUUCGCGUUGCGUUCAGAAGGUACAGAGAGGUGAAUGCAGUCUGAACCUGGAAACGUAGGUAUAAUAAGUAAAAGCAGUAGCAUUGUGCACGUCUCUGAACUCAUGGCUUCGUCAAGCGGGACAGAGGUUGGGGUUGAGGUAGAAGAGGAGGUUGAAUACGUCGAGGAAGUUGUUGAAUAUGAAGAGGAAGAGGAGGAGGUUGAGGUAGAGGAGGAAGUUAACGAGGAGGCUAAACCAACGCCUUCAAAUGCUGAAGGCCAGUCCAGUUCGGAAGCGCCAGCUUUAGAAGCGUCAAGACAGCCUGCAGCAGACGAGGACAAAGCUGAAGAUGAGGUUCCCGUCCCACCUCCAACUAGCAUCGCUGCUAAAGACGGGGACCAUGGUGAGCCAUUCCGAGCAGAGCCUUCAGCCUCGCAGCCGGACGGCGCAGAUGCUCCUGCAGUUGCAUCUGCUUCCACUUCUGAGGCGGCUAAAGGAACAACGGCUGGCGUGGGCGUAGAUCUGGACCUAAAGCAGCUCGAAGCACAGGCUGCGAAGGUGGCGAAGGAGGUGUCCCAAGUCGCGCUGGACGUCUCCAGCAAGCUGACUGCCGGCUUCCGCAAUGCCUUUGGUGGCGGCUCCUCAUCUUCCGCGGCCUCUGGAGCCGACGCUUCCUCUUCCUCGGGCUCCGCCGCCGCCGCUGCCGCCGCCGCCUCCCUCACGCGGCUAGCUGGCGGCCUGAGCAGCUGGUGGGGAUCGUUGGACCCCGCGCCACAGCCCGUGAGGGACGAGACGGCGGAGAGGGUUGCCAGUUCAAACAAGGCCAGCAGUGAGCUGCAGGCGCUGUUCGGUCUCUUCCCCGAGGAGGCCCUGGUGGAGCACUUCCGCUGCAAGCUGCUGCAGACCUACGCGCCCAACCACAACUCCCACACGCCCGCCAUCCAGAUGUCCUUCCAGGGCACGCUGUACGUGACGGACCGCCACACCUGCUUCUGCGUGGAGGAGCGAGGUCGCAAGAUUCCCUUCAAGGUGCCGCACAGCCAGGUGGUGAGGGCGACACGGCAGCGACCCGCACGCAAGGGCGACCUGUCUGACGUGUUGAAGCUGGAGCAGGUGAGCGGCCAGUGGCUGGCCUUCAAGGACUUUGAGAGCGGCUCCGCUCUGGACAGCGCACUGGCGCUGGUGGAGCACCUGGCGGAGGCGGGCAGCAGCUAGGGGGGGAGAAGAGGGAUAAAAAAUUAUAUAAUGAGAAGCAGCUAGGGGGGGAGAAGAGGGAGGAGGAAACUGGCGAGCUGUAUGACGAGGCUAGGUAUGCCUCUUAAGCAUCGUGAAGAUUCGAGGGCGCCCGUCCGGAAGCGCGGUUGGUAGGUGGGUGCCGUACGUCGAUGAUUUUGUUAGUCAGGAAUCUGGGGGAGGUAGCUGAGGAGGUGCUGUUGUGCACGCGUGAUGAGGGCUACGCGUAUGCCUGCUGUUUUGCUUGCUCGCGGUCAGAACGCGCCGGUGUGGCUGUGAUAUUGAGGCAGCAGCGCGGCACGCAAGAUCGGUUCUGGACAGGUUGAGCCCAAGGUGCUUGGCAUGCUGCUACGGGUGCUAUUUACGUGCCUCUAUUUGUUUCCAGUUCUUCUGUGACACAUGGUAAGGGCUACUGGUUGUGGUGGGGCUACUAUUAAGCCCUCGGGACUGGCCUUUGAACUUUGUCGACCUCUUUUUCCGUGAUCUUUGUGUAAGAAGGCGCUGUCGUACAUGUCGUGUAUGCUGCCAACUGGGUUUUUGCUGCUGCUGCUGCGGGCGUCUGCUGCAUAGUAUUGCAUGUCUACACAUGAGGGCAGG
Messenger RNA from Astrephomene gubernaculifera, 1889 nucleotides. The record is from the annotation of a GenBank genome assembly. Lineage: Eukaryota; Viridiplantae; Chlorophyta; Chlorophyceae; Chlamydomonadales; Astrephomenaceae.